AUGCCUUGGCGGGCAGGCAAGGCGAAGCGAGCGGCAAUCGCUGACGCACGAGACUGGGCCGGGUUCCGCAGCAGCCGCCCACGUGCUGAUUGGAUCGCGCCGCUAAUCUCCGGUGUUCGGAAUCGAGCCGACGAACGGCGGGGCAGGCGCGCUGCCAUUGGCUGGCGUCGGGAGAGCAGGCUCGCUCCUUCCCUGCACGCAGGGAGCUCGACGAGCUUAACAAGCUCAACGCCUGCUCUCUCCCGUUCUGUUAUCCAGCAGUCGCUGCACACGAUGAGGUGGGAAGCGCUUGUUUUCGGUGCGAUUGCGCCGGCCAUCGUGCUGGCGGGCAAUGCCACCAGCUUCAAUGCCUCCACGUCCAACGGCCUGAUCAUCGGCCAUCGCUCCGAUAAGCGCCCCAGCGUCAUCGAGUACCUGGGCAUUCCGUAUGCGCAGCCCCCUGUCAACGACCUGCGCUUUGCCCCUCCACAGAAGUAUCAGGGACAGGGCACCUAUGUGGCUGCCAAUUAUCGUGCCAGGGAUUCGCUGAUGGAUGGCUGCAGUGACUGCUAUUACACCCCCUCUCCUUUGGUCGCCUAUCCUGGCGCGACGCCGCAGUUUGACAGCAUCUUCGAGGCCUUUGCUGCGGCGAACAACAACACCCAGAGUGAAGACUGCCUGACCUUGAACAUCUGGUCAAAAGACUCCUCGAAUCAGUCCAAGCCUGUCCUGGUUCACUUCUAUGGAGGACGCUGGACAAGCGGCACCACGCAUACGCCUUUCUACUAUGGCGGCUACCUGGCCGACGCGCAGGAUAUCAUCGUCGUGACGGCCAACUAUCGGAUGAACAUCUUUGGCUUCCCUGGCAUCCCAGGCCAGCCGCCCAACCCUGGUCUCCUCGACCAGCGGAUGGCAGUGGAAUGGGUGCGGGACAACAUCAAAGCCUUCGGCGGCGAUCCCAACCGGAUCACCAUCUCCGGCCAGUCCUGUGGAAGUGCCUCAGUCGACUACUGGGCCUAUGCCUAUCAGUCGGAUCCCAUUGUCGCGGGUAUGAUCUCGCACUCGGGGACGGUGUUUAGCUUUCCCGUCAACACGCCCGAUGAGGCGGCCCAGCACUGGUACAACGCGUCGGAGCUGCUUGGAUGCGGUUCGUCAGGGGACGUGCUUCCGUGCAUGAGACAAAAGAGCGCCGAGGACAUCAAAGCGGCUGCUGCACAGGUCAAGGUUCCCAACACGAACCCGGCUCGCAAAGCGCCAGCCUUCCAGCCAACCAUCGACAACGUGACGAUCUUCGAGAACUACACGACUCUGUCGGCUAGUGGACAGUUUGCGCGUGUUCCCUAUCUGGUUGGAAACGACGACAACGAAGCCGGUUUCUACAAAAUCGCGGCCUACGCGCAAGGGGCGAAUCUCACCGAGGCGCAGUGGCAGCAGUUCAAUUACGAGACCUUCACCUGCCCGAGCCGCCAGGAAGCCAUCAACCACGUGAACGCGGGGGUUCCGGCGUGGCGGUUCCGGUAUUGCGCCGACUGGGACAACACGCGUCUCUAUCCCACCAGCGGUGCCUACCACGGCGUGGACAUGAACAUGAUCUUUGGGGCGUCGCAGGAUGUCACGGGACUUCCCGAGUCGCAGCCCCAGCUGCAGCUGCAGCAGCUCAUGCAAGCGGCGUGGGCCAGUUUCGUGUCCGAUCCAGCGCAGGGGUUGACCAAGAUUGGUUGGCCGGUAUUCGAUCCGAAUAGUAUGGCCGCAUCUCAAGAAAUAAGAAAGUUCUUUACUGACAGUUCUACAGAAAACACGCUCAUUCGCCUUGGAUACGAGAACCAGCCGCAGGCAGCUUUCGUUAACCCGCAGAUCUACGACAACGUGUGUUGA
Messenger RNA from Rasamsonia emersonii CBS 393.64, 1854 nucleotides. RefSeq lists its product as uncharacterized. Lineage: Eukaryota; Fungi; Ascomycota; Eurotiomycetes; Eurotiales; Trichocomaceae. The record is from RefSeq and is a predicted model, not a curated record. Bases 1 to 1854 code for a protein of 617 amino acids. The transcript has 6 exons.